Molecule: messenger RNA, 2268 nt
Organism: Chroicocephalus ridibundus (black-headed gull)
Lineage: Eukaryota; Metazoa; Chordata; Aves; Charadriiformes; Laridae
Product: UDP-glucuronosyltransferase 1A1-like
Exons: 2
Coding region: 674-1540 (288 amino acids)
Molecular function (GO): UDP-glycosyltransferase activity
Source: RefSeq, a predicted model, not a curated record
CUGCAUCAUUGCUUUCAAAAAGAGGUUUGGCCUCGAGCCGCUCACCUAUGAACUCUUACGGCCCCUCUUGAGCAAGAGCUGCAUAUUGUGCUGUAUCAUUGUUUACAGAAAAAGGUGUUUGGUAAUAUGUUACCCGAACUUUGGUGCCCCCACUACUUGGCAUGUCAGCUCCUGCUUACCAUGUAGAACAUCGUGUGUGAACUCCGGGGACCUUUCUGAGCAAAAGUGUAAGGAGAAAGUUGGAGGUUUAGGUCUUUCAUAUCAGUAGUGCAACAUGCUUCUUGUAUUAUAAGCUCUCUGGAGAAGGUCAGCGGCCAUGAAAGUUGAUUCCUGACUUGAAUCUGGCACAGGACAGUCAAGUGCACAGUGACUCACUUCAAACAGAAAAAUCCCUGUAAUAACAACUGCUACCUCUGCUAAUCAAAGACCCUGCAAAUUGUUCUGUAAAGUAAAUGCAUGGAAAUGCUUAUUGGUUUAGAUCCCUUGAUAGCACUCUUAUCGCUGUUUUAAAACCUAAUCUUUGGCCUCCAACAACCUAUCUUAGCAAACACUUUCUAGAAGUAAAGAUUAAAGACCAUCAAGCUAUAAAUGUGGUACAACUAUUUUUUGCUUUCACAUGCUGCAUGGAAGAAGUAAGGAGGAAUAGUUGAUUUCUUUUCCUGCCAACAGCCCCAUGACAGUUAUGUGGAGGUACCAGGCAUACACUGGACUUAUUCUUUUUCUUUCUUUCUGGAGUUUGGCAGAAGGUGGGAAGCUCUUGGUUGUGCCUCAGGAUGGAAGUCACUGGCUGAGCAUGCGUGUGGUUCUAGAGAAACUCCAGGAGAGGGGGCACGAAAUCGUUGCAGUGAUUCCUGAAGCCACUUUGCUCAUGAAAAGCUCACAAUCUUUCAGCAUCAAAACAUACCCUGUGCCUUACACACAGGAGUUUUUGGAUAGAUUCUACCAUUCCAUCGGUGAAAGAAGUUUUGAUAACCUUUCUUUCCUAGAAAAAUUUACAGUUUUACUCAGCAAUAUAUCAGAAAUGACCAGCAUAUUCUCUUCUACUUGUCGGCAUCUCUUAUAUGAUGAAGAACUAAUGAAGUACCUCCAUGACAGCAAAUUUGAUGCCAUUAUGGUGGAUCCUGUGUUGCCCUGUGGACCAAUUAUUGCUGACCAUCUCUCUCUCCCUUCAGUGUACUUCAUGCGUGGUCUGCCAUGUACCUUAGACUACAAAGCCACACAGUGUCCCAGUCCUUUAUCUUAUGUGCCAAGGACUUUCAUGUCCAGUUCAGACCGCAUGACCUUUACGGAGCGUGUGAAGAACCUCCUGGUUGGGUUUUCAGAGAAUUUGUUUUGCUAUUAUUUUUAUUUAAAAUAUGAGAACUUAGCUUCUGAGUUUCUUCACAGAGAAGUAACAGUACUGGAACUGUUUAGCAAAGCAUCCAUCUGGCUGAUGAGAUAUGACUUUGUUUUUGAGUAUCCGCGUCCAAUAAUGCCAAAUAUGGUCUAUAUUGGUGGCAUCAACUGUGACCAGAAGAAGCCGUUAUCAAAGGAGACAUGAUUGGACAAAAAUUGGAAACGUGGAACUAACUCUGUGUGUAUAUCCAGACACUUACAUUGUGCAACAAAGAUUGAUAGCGCGGAUGAAUCCCCAAAAUCAGGAAUAUGCAAUCAAAGGUGGUAGAGGGAACUCUUUUGCCUCUGAAUUUGUGUAAGAAGCCAUGUAAGAUAGCAUAUCAGACCAUGAUUGGAAAAAGGACCUGUCGAGCUUGUAACUAUCUACCCUCCCUCCCUAGCUUGUUUAAAUCUCCGUAGAGGGCUGUGCAAAUAGUGCGGAUGUCAGUCAUUUAUUCUGUUUUUCAGACCGCGGUGGUGUUGCAACAGCAGAAACUAUUGCUAAGCUUGCAUCACAUUUACUACAGGGCUUUCACUUUGAUAAUUGCUACAAUAUAAAAACAAAUCUGAAGAUAAACCUUAUCCAACCGCCUGUAUAUCAGAUCUCUGUCAAUCAUUGCUUCUUGUUUAGACUCUGAAAGCGCAAGGUAAUCCAACUUCUGUUUGGAGCUUUGGUUCCAAUCAGCUGAGCAAACUCAAGGCAGGGAGUUCAUCAGUAACUGGAUGUUAAUAAGAUAGUGAUUGCUUCAUCAGGGGUUAUGUCCCAUUCAUAGCUCUGCUCAGCCUUCCAGUGCGACACACUGCCAACUGCUUGAUGCUUCUUCCUCGAGCAUUUGAAUCCUCCAAUGUUAAUUCAAACAUUUAACUUUACUUUGCAGCGCCCCGUUACUUAAA